Trypanosoma conorhini is the source of this 543-nucleotide messenger RNA. RefSeq lists its product as uncharacterized. Lineage: Eukaryota; Euglenozoa; Kinetoplastea; Trypanosomatida; Trypanosomatidae. The record is from RefSeq and is a predicted model, not a curated record. The transcript has a single exon. The coding region runs from base 1 to 543 and encodes 180 amino acids.
AUGGUGACAAGACCGGCCGCGUCGAAAGUCACGGCGGGGCGCCGGCGGGAGGCGAAAAAGACGCAGAAGGCGGUGACGAGCGGGGCGAGGCCGCACCCCUCGCCGUCGUCACCGGCGCGGCAGGAGCCGCAGGGCGGCAAAAGGGAGGCGCUGCAAAAGGCGCUGGCCGCGGCCCUCGCCGCACCACCCGCUGGCGCCCACUUCGCCCCCGGGACGGAGGUGGACGACUACGGCAAGGGCAGCCCGACGGACCGGCUGCAGUUCGGCUACGCGCCUGCCAACGCCGCGGAGGCAGUCGCGUUUCAUUCCUCCAUUCCGGCAAAGAAGUGGGUUGCGCAGCGGCGCAAGCAGGGCCGGCUCGCAAUUGUUAUGAAACAAAAACUUCCGCGGCCCAACUGCGAGCCAAUGACCUCGCUGCUCAAACUAAAGCAACACUGGAGGAGCACGGCGGAGUUUGUAGCAGAGGUGCGUGGCGGCAGAGUUGCGCAGGACUCGGCGGAUGAGCUGCUAGAGCUGCUUGUGUCACAGCAGCGUGUAGCGUAG